AUGGCUGCCAUCCGGAAGAAAUUGGUGAUUGUUGGUGAUGGAGCCUGUGGCAAGACUUGCUUGCUCAUCGUUUUUAGCAAGGACCAGUUCCCAGAGGUGUAUGUACCUACGGUGUUUGAGAACUAUGUGGCAGACAUUGAAGUGGACGGAAAGCAGGUUGAGCUGGCCUUAUGGGACACCGCGGGGCAGGAGGAUUAUGAUCGCUUGAGGCCCCUCUCCUACCCGGACACGGAUGUCAUCCUGAUGUGCUUCUCCAUCGACAGCCCUGAUAGUUUAGAAAACAUCCCAGAAAAAUGGACUCCAGAAGUCAAGCAUUUCUGUCCCAAUGUGCCCAUCAUCCUAGUUGGGAACAAGAAGGAUCUUCGAAAUGACGAGCACACAAGGCGGGAGCUGGCCAAGAUGAAGCAGGAGCCGGUAAAGCCGGAGGAAGGCAGAGACAUGGCAAACAGGAUCGGCGCCUUUGGCUACAUGGAGUGCUCAGCGAAGACCAAAGACGGCGUGCGGGAGGUGUUCGAGAUGGCCACGAGAGCCGCCCUGCAGGCCCGGCGCGGCAAGAAGAAGUCUGGGUGCCUUGUCUUGUGA
This is a messenger RNA of Pipistrellus nathusii (Nathusius's pipistrelle), 582 nucleotides long. Lineage: Eukaryota; Metazoa; Chordata; Mammalia; Chiroptera; Vespertilionidae. The record is from the annotation of a GenBank genome assembly.